Messenger RNA from Purpureocillium lilacinum, 567 nucleotides. Lineage: Eukaryota; Fungi; Ascomycota; Sordariomycetes; Hypocreales; Ophiocordycipitaceae. The record is from RefSeq and is a predicted model, not a curated record.
AUGGCGCACGAUUCCCACCCGCGCGUGCGCGAGCCGUGCCUUGCCGCGCCCCCGGAUUCUCCGACUCUGUCUUCCCCCAGACGAGACAAGACCCAGCUUGGAACGCUGUCUCUCCGCCAACCGGACCUGACAAGGGGCAGUCAGUCGGACACGGGCACGCAACGACAACGCCACCGCUGCGACCAUCACGGCAGAAAAAGGAACAUUCAUAUCAAAUACUCGAUUGACAGGCUCUACACACAUAGUAGUCACACACUGCCCGACACCCAGCCUACUUCACCACUGGACAAGAGCAAGCUAGGCUCACAGUCUCCCGCAGUGCAUUUCCAUCCGUGUCUCCUCCUCGAUCUUCUUCUAGGAGCAAGUGGCGGGAUCCUGCUGAUCGAUCGGCUUCCGACGGUUGAUCUUGACCGUGCACUUGUUGAAAAACUUAUGGCACUGCGAUCCGCAAAGUCAGCGCCGGUCACACGCCAACAACAUCUCAUAUGCGAGAACCCUCGUAGAAAGGGGCGGGAGGGGGGCGAUCACUCACCUGUGCGUUUGCCUUGCACGGCACCUCGUACUUGA